This is a messenger RNA of Brassica oleracea var. oleracea, 2268 nucleotides long. Its product is annotated as cationic amino acid transporter 4, vacuolar-like. Gene Ontology annotation, biological process: amino acid transport; transmembrane transport. Gene Ontology annotation, cellular component: membrane. Gene Ontology annotation, molecular function: amino acid transmembrane transporter activity. Lineage: Eukaryota; Viridiplantae; Streptophyta; Magnoliopsida; Brassicales; Brassicaceae. The coding region runs from base 197 to 2038 and encodes 613 amino acids. The transcript has 14 exons. The record is from RefSeq and is a predicted model, not a curated record.
CUUUGGAUUAAAUCAUUUAAAAAAUCACAAACUUUUAUCUGACAUUCUUCAGGAAUCUUUGUUUUCUACCUUUUCUCAAAAAGUUAGAAUCGUGCACGCCUCUCAAAGUAUCUCAUAUACCUCAUCUGGAUUGAGACAUCUUUCAAGGUUUGUUGGAAAAACCAAUUCCUCGUGGAGUCUUUUUUUUUUGGCUGACAUGAACGAGAACGGUGGUUCAAGCAAAAAGUGUUCAUGGGGUUUCAAUAGUCUUGUAAGAAGGAAACAAGUUGAUUCUGUUCAUCUCAAAAACGACCAUGGACAUCAUCAUCAUCAGCUUGCCAAGAAACUAACAGCCUUUGAUCUUGUCGCUAUUGGAGUUGGAACAACAAUAGGAGCAGGAGUGUACAUUCUCGUGGGAACAGUAGCUAGAGAACACACAGGACCUGCUCUUGCUGUAUCAUUCUUCAUCGCUGGAGUAGCAGCUGCUCUCUCCGCUUGUUGCUACGCUGAGCUUGCUUCUCGUUGUCCAUCUGCUGGCAGUGCUUAUCAUUAUGCAUACAUAUGCCUUGGAGAAGGGAUUGCUUGGUUGGUUGGUUGGGCACUGGUGUUGGAUUAUACUAUUGGUGGAUCAGCCAUUGCACGUGGCAUAUCUCCAAAUCUGGCAUCCUUUUUUGGAGGGUUAGACAAACUUCCUGUGUUCUUAGCUCGACAAACCAUACCCGGACUUGGUAUUGUGGUUGAUCCAUGUGCAGCAUUGUUGAUUAUGAUUGUUACAAUACUACUAUGCUUUGGGAUAAAGGAGAGCUCAUUAGUACAAGCAAUUGUAACAUCAGUGAAUGUUUGCACGUUGGUUUUCAUAAUAGUAGUUGGUGGAUAUACAGCUUUCAAGACCGGUUGGGUUGGAUAUGAUCUUUCCACUGGGUUUUUUCCUUUUGGAUUAAAUGGGAUACUCGCCGGAGCUGCGGUAGUAUUCUUCUCAUACAUUGGAUUUGAUACAGUGACUAGCACAGCUGAAGAGGUUAAAAAUCCUCAAAGGGAUCUUCCAUUGGGCAUUGGGAUUGCAUUACUGAUAUGCUGCGUUUUAUAUAUGCUUUUAUCAGUAGUUAUCGUUGGGUUGGUCCCUUACUAUACUUUGGAUCCUGAUACUCCUAUCUCCUCUGCAUUUGGAGACAGUGGGAUGCAAUGGGCAGCGUACAUCUUAACUACUGGAGCAAUAACUGCUCUAUGCGCUAGUUUGUUGGGUUCACUUUUGGCUCAGCCACGGAUCUUCAUGGCAAUGGCUAGGGACGGAUUGUUGCCAGCUUUCUUUGCAGAAAUUGACCCACGAACUCAAGUACCGGUGAAAAACACAAUAGUAAUUGGUGUGCUGGCCGCUUCACUGGCAUUUUUCAUGGAUGUUUCACAGUUAUCCGAGAUGGUUAGUGUAGGCACGCUGGUGGCUUUCACUGCUGUAGCAGUAUGUGUGCUAGUUCUCAGAUAUGUACCACCAUAUGGUGUUCCCCUACCAUCCUCCUCUCAAACAUGGACUGAUAAAAAUGAAAGUAGGCUGCAAACUGAACGUUUUCUUGUGAAUGAUGCUAUAGAAUCAUCUGAUUCUCCUCUACUUGGCGCUCGAGAUGAAAAGUACUUUGGAAAGAGAAGAAAAAUUGCUGCCUGGAGUAUAGUUCUUGUGUGCAUAGGUGUCUUAGGCCUUUCUUCAGCAGCUUCUGCUGAGCGUCUUCCAAGUUUACCUCGGUUCACUAUGUGUGGUGUCAGUGCAGCCAUCUUACUUGGCAGUUUGAUUACUCUUGGUUGCAUCGAUGAGGAUGAUGAAAGGCACAACUUUGGACACCAAGGAGGGUUUCUCUGCCCAUUUGUCCCAUACCUUCCUGUUCUCUGCAUUUUGAUCAACACCUACUUGAUCAUCAACAUUGGAGUUGGGACAUGGAUCAGGGUCUUGAUAUGGCUGCUUGUUGGAAGCAUGAUCUAUCUCUUCUAUGGCCGGUCUCACAGCUUACUGAACAAUGCAGGCUAUGUUCCAACGACUUGUACAGGGAAAACAACAGAUCAUCAUCCUUGAGAUCGGUGAUUCAUAGCAAAGCUGAAGGGGCUCGAGCUCAAGCUUUGUUGUUGCUGAAGUAGCAUUUAAAGAAAGUUAAAAUGGCAUUUGAAGAGAGUUACACGGAUGGCACGAGAGUAAAAGCAUGCCAAGAUAUACAGCAUUUCAUGUACAUUGUUAGUCAUUCUAAAUGUACAUCUCUUAUAAUGCCAAUAUCAUCUUUUCCGUUUCCAAAUUAUAUAUAUUUUCUA